AUGCAAUAUUCCGCACCAGCCUUUGGUGGAGCUGCUUCAGCAGGUGCUGCGACAGCCAGUACAACAAAGAUUAUUGUUAUUGUUGUAAUAGUAAGUGUUGUUUCAAUAGCCGUAUUUCUUGGUGUUGUUGCUAUUGCACUUGGUGUUGGACUUGGUGUUGGUCUUCGAAAAUCAUCUUCAGCUCCAACACCACUUUCUAUACCAUCACUGACUUGUGAUCCAACAGCAACAUGUGGUUGUCCAUCAGUAACGCCAGCACCUUCAACACGUAUUAUUAAUGGAAAUACUGCAACUGCUAAUAGUUGGCCAUGGAUGGUCUAUUUAACAUUUCUUAAUGGAAAAGUUUGCAGCGGUUUUAUUAUUUCACAACGACAUGUUAUUACAGCUUCUAGUUGCGUUAAAAAUAAUGGAUUGAAUAUAACUGUAUAUAUUGGUAGUAUUGCAUACCAAUCUGCAGCAGGUGGAUUAAAUAUUACCAGUGCAAAUUAUACAACGGAUAAUUUUGAUAGUAUUGCAAUUAUUACGUUAGGAACAAAUAUAACUUAUGGUACAUCAGUUAAGCCUUGCUGUUUAUCCAGUGAUUUAACUGAACCAUAUGUGGGUGAACAUGGAAUUAUUGCAGGUUGGGGUGAAACACAAACAACUACUCUUGGAAGUCCAGCUAUGACUCUUCAACAAGCAGUAGUUUCAGUUAAUCCUCAAUCUACUUGUAGUUUAUCAACGACUGAUACUAAUGAAUUUUGUGGAAGUUAUAAUUCCAUAAAUGCUUGUCCAGCCGAUGCCGGUGGUCCAUUUAUGACAGUUUACAAUAAUGCUUGGACUUGUACUGGUAUUAUAACUGGUCAAUCGUCAUGUCAAAAUCCUAUUAAAUUUACAAGAAUUGCUCCAUAUGCAGCAUUUAUAAGAAAUGUAACAUCAGUUAUAUUUUUAUAA
Adineta steineri is the source of this 933-nucleotide messenger RNA. The record is from the annotation of a GenBank genome assembly. NCBI's taxonomy places the organism in Eukaryota, Metazoa, Rotifera, Eurotatoria, Adinetida, Adinetidae.